AUGGAGUCGACAAGUAACCUUGAAGAUGUUUCAAUAGCGUCCCGACUACUCCUAAUAUGUUGGCCUCUGUACGGGAUAUCUGGAAUAUUAAUAAUGCUGAGAUUAAUCGCUAAAGCCAAAUACCAUCUCACAUUUGCUCUGGAGGAUCUUUUAGUUAUACUUGCUAUGAUUUCUGGCAUUUGUCAUAUAUCACUUAAUACGUGGGGUAUAAGUUUUGGAUUAGGAAGACAUAUUAUGUUUCUUACCGAGACCCAAGCCGCGAUGGCUAUAAGAGCUGAAUUUAUCGGAGAGCCUUUCGGUAUCAUAUCACCAACACUCGGCAGAAUAUCCUUUGCAGUUUACCUCAUACGAAUACUUGGACACCAGCAGAAUAUAAGACGAUUCCUCUACUUUCUCAUUGCUCAAAACGCCAUUAUAAAUCUAAUGGCACUCAUACAAAUAUUCUUCGAGUGUUCCAAUAUUUCUUACAACUGGGAUCGUGUUGGACAUGAAGACCAAUGUUGGUCCAUGGGAACACAAGCAGCUAUUGGCUAUUUUCAAGGAUCGUCCAGUUCCUUAACAGAUCUCGCUCUUACAAUUCUACCCGUUGCGAUGAUCAUCAAUCUUCAUAUCCCAUUGCAUUUGAAGUUUCUCUUAUCAUUUCUAUUGGGAGUCAGCCUUUUUGCUUUUAUCGCGGCCGUCAUUAGGACCUACUGCACAAUGGGCAGUAGCGAUGAUAUUACCUUUACUUCAGUUACCUAUAUCGUAUGGUGCGCAGUAGAAAACUGCACUGUCAUUAUAACAUCCUCAAUACCAUUUCUCCGACCCCUCUUCCGGACAGCUCCCAAACCAUACAUCGAAGUAAAAAAUAGUCCGACCCCAAAAAUUAUGAACCACAAUGAAAUCGAGUACAGAAGUUCGAGAGAAAUACUCGCUGAUCCUGAAGCCACCCGAGAGAAAAUAGAUUACAUGGGAGAUAAAAAGGAUGAUGUCAAGAUCGAGGCCCAUUCGCUCGUGUAG
This is a messenger RNA of Botrytis fragariae, 999 nucleotides long. RefSeq names its product putative integral membrane protein. The transcript has 6 exons. The record is from RefSeq and is a predicted model, not a curated record. NCBI's taxonomy places the organism in Eukaryota, Fungi, Ascomycota, Leotiomycetes, Helotiales, Sclerotiniaceae. The coding region runs from base 1 to 999 and encodes 332 amino acids.